AUGCUUCACCGCCAGGGCACACGUGACCUCAAACAUCCUAUUACCGCAGGCGGAUUGAUGCGUUCUUUAAAAGCACAACUGGAUGAGAACAUUGAUCGUUGUAUAUCUCUUGGAAGUUGCGGGCAGUCUGGAGCGCCAUUCAAACUCACCUGUGCCAUAUAUGGCUACACCGUCAUUGGGAAGGGAACUACGUCAUGCCUAUGGAGGGAAGUGUCCCACGAAGCACAGGCUUACCGAAUUUUGCAGAAGGCUCAAGCAUCUGCUGUACCUGUCUUCCUCGGUACAAUCGAUCUAGCGAAAAUUUACUAUCUUCAUGGGGCUGGAGAUAUUCGCCACAUGCUUGUCAUGGCCUGGGGAGGCGAAAGUUUAGCAAAGAUGGAACUGAAACCAUGGCUGCGUAAAGAGAUUCGCAAAUCGGAGAAUGAAAUCAAAGCUUUGGGAAUUGUCCAUGAGGACCUCUGGUGUGACAUUGAUGAGGAGGGCCUUCGGUCUGGCAAUGUUCUCUGGAACGAAGAACUUGGGCGGGCGCUGAUCAUUGACUUUCACCGCUGUACAUUAAAUCGUCGGCCAUUUCAGAAAAGACGACAACCGGGGAAGAGGCGCUGUACCAGACAGAGUCGGGGCGUUCCAAGUGUCUACGGGUUUGAUCAGCAAUAUACUCUGACAACUGCUAGAGAAUUCAACGCAGGGAAUGGAUAA
Molecule: messenger RNA, 699 nt
Organism: Penicillium malachiteum
Lineage: Eukaryota; Fungi; Ascomycota; Eurotiomycetes; Eurotiales; Aspergillaceae
Exons: 1
Coding region: 1-699 (232 amino acids)
Source: RefSeq, a predicted model, not a curated record